This is a messenger RNA of Lentinula edodes (shiitake mushroom), 1815 nucleotides long. Its product is annotated as MFS general substrate transporter. The transcript is spliced from 14 exons. Bases 322 to 1683 code for a protein of 453 amino acids. Gene Ontology annotation, cellular component: fungal-type vacuole membrane. Gene Ontology annotation, biological process: transmembrane transport. The record is from RefSeq and is a predicted model, not a curated record. Gene Ontology annotation, molecular function: transmembrane transporter activity. Lineage: Eukaryota; Fungi; Basidiomycota; Agaricomycetes; Agaricales; Omphalotaceae.
AGCGUUCUCUCCUUCAUCCUCUUAUCUAGUCAGAACCCUUGGUUAAACUCUACUCCUGAAUCAAGGAUCAAGGGAGCAUGGAUUUCUGUUCUCAUCGAUCCUUGAACAGUGAUGAACAACCUGGCACAUUACUCCCGUCCGCUCAAACAUGCUGUUGGACUUAAACUCGACCCCGACAUGCCUCGAUCGAAUAACAACACACCCUCUCGCUUGCAUGUUCGCAUAUCGAGCGUCAUUGCAAUAAGCCUGCCGAAUCUUUCCGAAGUCGAUUCAAUCCCUCGAUAACUCAAGAAAUAGGUUACUAAUCUAUCUUCUUCUCCUAUGGCCUCCCGAGAUUAUUCUGAACGUCAGGAGCGUCCCCCCUACGUUCCUACGCCUGACUCGCUGUCAUACGAUGAAGGGGCUUUCAAAGAUAUCGAAAAGUCGUUGCCCAUCGAAAAAUGCACUGCCAUCCCGACUUUACAAGAAUCCACACCAAUUGACGAUACUCCCGAUGGAGGACUUCAUGCGUGGCUGGUUUUAUUCGGUGCCAUGUGCAUUGCCUUCACGACUUCAGGAUAUAUGAGUGCAUGGGGGGUCUUCCAGGCAUAUUAUGAACACAGUAUCUUGCAGGACUCUUCACCAUCCACUAUUGCAUGGAUCGGAUCAAUUCAGCAAUCCUUCCUCUACAUUCCGACCUUAAUAUUCAGCCGACUUCUAGAUAUGGGAUACUUCCGUACCAUGCUUACCUCUGCUAGCGUGGUUUUCAUUGUUGCUACAUUCCUUAUUGCCCAAUGUCAUGUAUAUUGGCAAUUUCUUCUCUGUCAGGGUCUCCUUACUGGGGUCGCCGCAGGUGUAUUUUCAGGACCCGUCAUUGCCAUCCUUUCACAAUGGUUCCGGAAGCGGAGAGGUCUUGCUCUCGGCCUAUAUGCUGCCGGUGCAUCGCUCGGCGGUACCGUCCUUCCUAUCACUGCCAAAGCUCUUAUCCCGACCAUUGGAUUUCCGUGGACAAUACGCGUGAUCGCCUUGAUCAUAAUGUUCGGCCUUGCCCUGGGUAAUCUGACCAUCAAACAAAGAAGGUCUUCCUCGCUAGUGAAGGGAUCGCUAUUCGAUUUUUCUCCCAUGCGAUCGCAUGCUUUCCUUGUCUAUUGCUUUGCCGCAUUUUUCGUCUACCUUGGCUACUAUUCUUUCACCACAUAUGUUGCAGCCUUAGCAAUCAACAUCGGCGUUUCUACUAGCUUCUCCUUCUAUCUAGUGUCCAUCUGCAAUGCUUGCAGCGGUGUGAGCAGAAUAACGUCAGGACUCACUGCGGAUAGAACAGGGGCAAUGAACCUAAUGAUACCUUUCAUCACGCUAUCUGUGGUGGUGUAUUGCGUCUGGCCUUUUGCUCGCGCUGAAGUAUCACUUGUCAUCAUCUCAGUUUUGUAUGGUGUUUCCAUUGGACCAUUUGCUUCUUUGUUCUCGAGUCCUGUUUUGGACCUUGGGGAAAAAGAUCAAUUAGGACGUAGAAUUGGUAUCCUCAUGUCCAUGGUCGGUAUCGCAAUGCUCGUUGGAGCACCGAUAACUGGCGCAGUUGACAAAAGUCGUGGACCAAUUGCAAUGGGGCUGUACGCAGGAAGCAUGAUGCUCUUUGGAGCGAUACUGAUGAUGAUUGUUCGACACAUGAAAGUUAAGAGCAAGCCGAGCUACUGGAGCAAGAUAUAAUAUCAAGGUGUUGAUUGUUUAAGGAUAUCCUAAAUAUUUAUGUAAAUAUAGUCUAUCACAGUACACCUGAAUGUCCCUCUGGUAGGCAUAUAUGGUAAUGUGAUUCUUACGCGAUUCAUGCUUGUGGAUCUG